Molecule: messenger RNA, 531 nt
Organism: Acanthosepion pharaonis
Lineage: Eukaryota; Metazoa; Mollusca; Cephalopoda; Sepiida; Sepiidae
Source: the annotation of a GenBank genome assembly
AUGAUUUUCUUAUUUGGAAAGUAUGUAUCUAUCUAUUGUAACAUAUCUAUCUAUUUUGACUAUCUAUCUAUCUAUCUAUCUAUUACUAUUCUUCUUUAUUUAUCUAUCUAUCAAUCUUCUUUGAGUUUAUUCAUCCAUUCUUUUCAGGUGUUUAUUAAAUAUCUAUCUAUCUAUCUCAUCUAUCUAUACUCACAACAUAGAAUUUAUUCUCCAUUCUUUUCUAUCUCUCUAUCUAUUUUCUUUUCUAAAUCUGUCUAUCUAUCUUUCUUAUUUGACUAUCAUAUCUAUACAUCCAACAUACAAACCGUUCUAUCAUCAUCCAUCUAUCCAUCCAUCUAUCUAUCUAUCUUAUCUGUUUAUCUUAUCUUUCAAGUUUAUUCAUCAUUUAAAUGUCUUUCUAUCAACAUCCAUCUAUCCAUUCUCCAUUCAUUUUUUUCUAUUCUCAUCUUCUUGUGUCUCUCUGCCAAUGUACAAGCAUGCUCAUCAGAUUACUCACAACAGGAUUCUCAUUCUUUUCAGGUGUCUCUCUGA